AUGGCACCGCCGCCACAAGCUCCGGAGCCACGCUUGGAAGCCUGUGCCUCGACGGCGUCGCUCUUUCUCUAUGCCCAGGAUUCCGUGAUUCUGUGCCUCCACCAUGAUACACUGGCGGUGGAACGUCGAUUUCAGAGCCACCAGGAGAAAAUCGACUUCAUCUCAGUGGACAAUGUCAGUGAGCGAGGUGCUGGGAGGCUGGUCGUGAGUUAUGAUGUCGGACAAACGGCAAUCGUUUGGGAUAUAUUCACCGGCACGGAAAUCGCACGGUUUGCGUCCUUUGAGCAUCUGACAGUGGCAUCGUGGAUGCGCAAUGGCAAUGUUGCGUUUGGUAACGGGAAAGGCGAGGUUAUCCUCUUCGAGCCCUCGACCUCGGAGCAUAUCUCAGCGCGCACCAUUUUUGAUCCUAUCACCGCUCUAGCACCCGCAACGGAUUGUCGGACUUAUGCCAUUGGAUACCAGAAUGGAUCGAUCUUGAUUGCGACUCUGCUCCCCCAAUUCACUAUCCUUCACACACUAACAACUUCUCGCGGGCCAUCCCCGAUUAUUUCUCUCGCCUGGCAUGCUUCGUCCUCGAAACAAAAAUCAGACAUGCUGGCAACGCAAUCCUCGAACGGUGACCUUAGAGUCUGGAGUGUGGCGAAACCGCCAGCUAAGGAGGCGCCUCGAGUCAUUAGGGUUUUGAAGCGAUCGGACUCGAGCUCCGCCGAUCCAAAAUGGAUGGCAUGGUCUAAGAAUGGCAGAAUCAUUCAAUACUUGGAAGGUGAAACUUGGUCGUGGGAUGUUCGAACAAAGCACGUCUCGUACGACCCUGUCCCUACAAUAGAGAACGUGCAAGGCAUAGCAAACUACGGUCCUACGGCAGCGCUCUUCACCAUCGGCCCUCGUGGCUCGGUACAGCAGUAUGACGUGGAAACACCGGCCAUGGUAGCGAAUGUGCAGCAUGUCCCCGUUAGCGCGCGAUCAGUCGUCUCCGAAGAACCCAGAUCACGGCACUUGCAAGAUCCACCUGAUCUUCGAGAACAGAAUGGUCGUCGGACUCCGUUCAAAUCGAACGGUAUCGAUAAACAGCAGCGGGCAGAUCUGACCAGCCCUGCCUCGUCCCGCAGUCGAACCAACUCCGUCAGUUCCAAGGAAUCUUCGGAGAAAUACCCGACUCGGCCAUUCUCACCACCGAGUCGGUCUGGUCGGAGCGCAACCACUUUCUCCCUGACAUCUACUGAAAGAGACACGCCGCAACCCUCGGCUUCCUUCGCCUAUGCCUCAUCGGUGUCGAUGUCCUCUGUGAAAAGUUCUCGUGCUGGAUCGCGCUUGCGCAAUGAAGUUCACCUCAGCCCAGCAGAGAGAAAUAUUAUUGACUUGUUCCCGUUUGCUCGUGCACGUCUCAAUGAUGUGCCUUACAAACAACAACCGCCCAUGGAUGAAUCCCAUCUAACCCCAGAUGAUCUUCGCCGACAGAUGUUGAAUGUGGUCUUCGGCUGGAAGGGAGAUAUUGAAGAACUGAUUAGAGAUGAGUGUACGUCCUCUUUUUUCCAAUUUAUACUACAUCUAUUAACAUUUGCAGUGAGCCGCCACGCCGUGGGCAGUCAAAGCGCCAUACUGCUAUCGCAAUGGCUUGGCGAGACGGACACUGACCAAAUGGCCUCGAUGAUCAUUCCCGGUGCAGUGACAACCUCCGACUGGAUGCUGUUGGCCUUGAGCCAGAUGAGUGGUCAAGCACAAGCCAACAAAGUUGGCCAGGCCUUUGUGCAGAAGCUGCUUGAAAUCGGUGAUAUUCAUACUUCAGCAUCUAUCCUACUUGGUCUCGGGGACAGUAAUGAUGCGAUUGAGGUCUAUGUGUCUCGCAAUCACUUUAUGGAAGCCAUUCUCAUGACAUGUCUUCUGAUGCCAACGGACUGGCAACGACAAUCCUAUCUGGUCCGCAGAUGGGGAGAAUAUGUUGUCUCUCAUUCCCAGCAGCAACUUGCCAUCCGCUGUUUCAUGUGCACUGGCGUCGAACCAUCCGAACCGUGGACAUCUCCAGGUGCCCAGCAGGCUGCCUCAUUUGCAGAUAUCAUCGGGCGGUCGCCUCUAGCCUCGCCUGAGCCGCCCCGGCCAACGAGCGCAAACCGAAUGGCUCCGCCCUCCCGUCCAAGAUCAGCAUCUAAUCAGAAGCCCUCAGUGAAGACCCCAGCUCUGAAGCUGAUUACAUCGUUUGAUGCCCAACCGAACCAACGGUUCCGCUUCCCUGGAUUGAAGUCUGAUGAUCGCACACCAACGAAUGCACCUGGCGUUACUCCCAUCGCGGAGUCGGCUGUUGCUGACUCGGCCAUUUCCCCUGGGGGAUUUGGUUCAUACAAGCUUAACAAUAUCCAGAGUCUCAACCAAGCGAUGACCUCUCGGACUAGCACUCCGGCUUUCAACCGACGCCGCCUCCCCUCCAUUGGAGAAACCCCGGUGGAUGUUCAUCCUCCAUCAUUCUCUCGCUCAAAUUCUUACAGUCAAGGCGAAUAUGCGUCGACAUCGGAGAACGAGGAAGCCAGUGGUCAGGAGCAGAGCCGUAAUGGUCAAGAGGAAGAUGGUGGUCUACUGACGCUACCAUCUGCGAAAUAUAAUCCGCAGCAGGAAUCGCAGGGUCCCAGUCCACAAACGGCUGUACAGACAACCGACAGAUUUGCGUCUAUCAAAGGCCUUCCCUCGCCUGCCCCUGGUGUGUUUGAUGUACUGAAGGAGCACACAGAUCCCCGGAAUGGCUCUCGCGACCGCAAGCCAGAUGGACUCCAGAUUGAGUUGCUGCAUGCUGAGCAGAACCACUCGGACACGCAAAACCGCUCAGACCUGAUUUCCAGUGCGAAGAGUACCUCAACCUUCAACAGCCACGCAUCGAACAAGAGUCCUAGUGUCAGUGGCAGGAGUAUCGACCAGUACAUCAGCAGUUUAGAUGAGGCAAACUACCAUGCGAGGAAAUACCGUGAUCAUCGCAGUCAUGCCCGCGAAAGACGCAAUGCAGAUGAAACAGGCAGUCAGAGCUCACGCAUUCACCGUUCUCGUGAACCAUCUCAAGAAACUCGAGGCCGCAAUGAUCGCCGAUAUAUUCAGCCUGCUAAGCGCUCUCCCUCCUCGCCCGUUCCCAUGUCCCCCGAUGAGCUGGCUCGAUACCACAACGAGAAACCGGAGGAAGCCCACGCAUCCAAGUCACAAUCUCGCGCCAGGAGUGGAAGCAAGAUCCGGAAAGGAACCUCGCGCACGAGAACCCCUUCUGAACGUCGCCGAAAUCGUUCGGAACAUCGCAACACCGCGAGUCGCGUGCCAGGAGAUAGACGUGAGACAUCGACGCGAGGCCGUAGCAUUGAUCGAGAAGGGUCGAGCAAUCGCUCUCCAUCAUCGCCACUUCCCAUGUCUCUUCUCCAGAACGACAACUCGAAGGGCGAAGGUGCCGAGGACCCCCUGAGGUUAGUUUCUAGUGAUCGAGAAAGACUGCGCAGUCGCCACCGGAGCGCCAGCCGGCGUCGAGCCGAGCGAGCAACGAGUGCCAGGCCAGAUCCAUCGCAAGAGCCAAGGAAUAAGGUGCCACAUCAUCGAUCUCAGUCGGAAGUUGAGCCAGGCAUGGUUGUGCAGCCCACAGAGCCGGAGCUUUUGAGUGCCAAGGUCUUUGGACAAGAGCUCAAUGUCUUUGCCAAUGGGAGCUCCCAAGAGCCGUCCUAUCCGGCUGCAGAUGAAUCCCAAGAAGCUGUUUCGCCAACAACGCCAUUCGUCACUCUAGCGGAGAAGAAACGGAGAGAGCUGGCAGCUGCUGAGCUGGAAGCAAGGCGACUAUCGUUGGCGCGCAAUCCCUCGGCUCCCAACAUCCCAUUCCCAGGUGAACUACAGAGCGCUCGCAGUCCAAUUCUUGAAGGCUCCCCUUCCUCGUUCCAGGGAAAUUCAUACUUUCCGCGUGUGCCUUCUCGCAACCAAAUUCCCAAGGCUAAAGGAUCACCGGAAUACCAGAGCAGUUCCGAUUCUAGCUCCUCUAGAUCUGGUGUUCCCAUUGGUCUUCCGGCAACUCCCAGGGCAAUGCGGCACCCUAAAUACGGCGUUGGAACCGAGGAAGAGCGACCUCCCUCUGUUCCUGGUCUACCAACAGACAGUUCUAUCAUCCUGGCCGAUGCCAGGUAUCAGUUCGAAGCCGAGCGAAUCGGCCGGUCUAUGUCCGUGCCCAUGGCAGAAUACCACAUACCUGCGGCUCCGGAGAUCCCACAAGAUGUUCCCAUGCACCCUCGCUUCAACCCUUCUCUCCCUCGAAGCCGCUCUGGCAGUCGAAGCCGGAAUAUGGGCCACCGUCGCACCAGUUCUGGUGGCUAUUCACCCAGCACAUCGCCACAUGUGACAGUGAGCAUCGAAGAGACAAUAGAGAACGCAAUGCAGCAGCACCGACGACCAUCCGCAGCGCAAAACGAAACCAUCCCACCUCCACCACCGCCCCCAAUCCUGCCCGAGCUGCAGCACCUGAACACACCCCCUCCUCCACCUCCUAUCCCAGGUGACAGGAACAACCUCGGCUCCCCACGCCAAUCAUCUGCAACUAUCGACAUUGCCAUCGACAACGAGGACAUGGGAAGGCUCCUCCCGCGCGCUAUGACCGCCGCUCCAGCCCUAAACGGGAACGAAACUCGUCCGUCUCUUGGCCGGCGUAUGUCUUUUGAUCAUCGCCGGAACCGCAGUGGGAAUAACGAGAGCUUCACAAACAAAUUGCGCAGCUUGACCCGCAUGCGCACGAACAGUCGCAGCGUUGAGCCGGGGGCCCUGACUAGCCUUUCGCCUGAGAUACCAUAUGAGACUUUCCAUUCUCAGAAUCAGAGCUAUGGGACCUAG
Molecule: messenger RNA, 4830 nt
Organism: Penicillium lagena
Lineage: Eukaryota; Fungi; Ascomycota; Eurotiomycetes; Eurotiales; Aspergillaceae
Product: WD40 repeat domain-containing protein
Exons: 3
Coding region: 1-4830 (1609 amino acids)
Biological process (GO): positive regulation of transcription by RNA polymerase II
Cellular component (GO): nucleus
Molecular function (GO): transcription factor binding
Source: RefSeq, a predicted model, not a curated record